AUGGCUGCGGCUGCCGCGGGCGCGCCCGUCCCGCGGGGCCCGCUGGUCCUGCCCGUGCCCCUAGGCGCCAAUGCCGUCGGCACUGACAAGGAGCUGGAAGAUCUCAUGAAUCAACUCCUAAGUCUUGACUAUGACAUUUUGACAGGUGGUUGCGUAUUGCAUUGGGUAACCGCUCUGGAACGGAUAGUCAAUAUCUUGCCAGUGCAAGAUAAGAUGGGACCUGAUUUUGAAAGAGAGAAACAUAUUGAUAUGCUACUUUGCUUCCCGCACUGUAAUAGACGGAGAGUCUUCCUGGACCUAGUGAAUGAUGCGUUCACAGCGACGGUGCGCGCGAAACGCAUGUCUAACGGUGACUCCCGCGGCGAUGACAUGUCGACGGGCGAUGUCAGUUUGAGCAACGCAGACAAUGCCCCAGAAGUCUCGGCUUAUCAACACAUAAAACCCGUGAUUGAAGACCGAGGCGCGAAGGUGUGUGAACAAUCGAACGAUCAUGCCAAAGGCGAGGUCGUAAUCCACAAAGAUGCACCUGUCGAAAUCCCUUGUGAUAUAAACGAAUAUGGUAAAAAGUGCAACGAGACGACGCUGCAAAGUGAACUUAACAGCCAACCACUGCACUCUGCUGGCACAGUGACAUCGCUCAUUGCAUCGGAAGAACCAAAAGACCGAAACAUGUACGGUUUUCGGUGCCUUCGAAAGAUGUCAACGGGAAACUCAAAAAUUGUCGAGCCAGCUUCCAUUUCUGAGACUAAUCGUGAUUCGCGCAUGUCACAGCUCGAGAAUUCAACACAAGCCUUGCCUCUGACAGGCACCACACUGGGCAGCAUCAAAUCUGAGACUCCCAUCCUGGCACCAUCAACACCCUCACCAACACUCGUGGGCCGUGUGACUUGACGAAAACAUCUAAGUUUGAAUACAAGUACAAGUUGGGGAAGUCUGAUGCACCUGAUAACUCGCUCCUACCACGAUCUGGUGGAUAUAUGGGAUACUUCUGUCUGCAAGUACCAGGGAAGACUUCGCCUGUCAAAGUUAUAGAAAAUUCUAUGUCUUUGACAUUCGUGCCAAACACAGCUGGUGAACUGAACAUACGAGGUCAAGGG
This is a messenger RNA of Aureococcus anophagefferens, 1097 nucleotides long. RefSeq names its product expressed protein. Bases 1 to 891 code for a protein of 296 amino acids. Lineage: Eukaryota; Pelagophyceae; Pelagomonadales; Pelagomonadaceae. The transcript has 7 exons. The record is from RefSeq and is a predicted model, not a curated record.